Messenger RNA from Umbelopsis ramanniana AG, 2070 nucleotides. RefSeq lists its product as uncharacterized. Gene Ontology annotation, cellular component: membrane; endoplasmic reticulum. The coding region runs from base 1 to 2070 and encodes 689 amino acids. Gene Ontology annotation, biological process: protein O-linked glycosylation via mannose. The transcript is spliced from 7 exons. The record is from RefSeq and is a predicted model, not a curated record. Lineage: Eukaryota; Fungi; Mucoromycota; Umbelopsidomycetes; Umbelopsidales; Umbelopsidaceae. Gene Ontology annotation, molecular function: dolichyl-phosphate-mannose-protein mannosyltransferase activity.
AUGUAUCAGAGAAAUAAGGCUGUCAUCAUACCUGCCGUUUUGACUAUACUGGCGCUUUAUACGCGUUUCAGAGUCAUUGGUUUUGCUAAUUUUGUUGUCUGGGACGAGGCUCAUUUUGGCAAGUUUGGCUCACAUUACUUGAAACAAGAAUUUUAUUUCGAUGUUCAUCCGCCAUUGGGUAAAAUCCUCGUCGGCCUCUCUGGUUUCUUGGCAGGUUAUGAUGGAUCUUUCAAGUUUGAGUCGGGUUCAACAUACCCCGAAGACUUCAACUACACCUUUAUGAGAAUCUUUAAUGCUGCUUGGGGUGCUGCCAUCGUACCUAUUGCUUAUUUCACUGGCAAACAAUUUGGUUACUCUGAGAAAGCUAGCAUUUUGGCUGCCGUUAUGGUCCUUUGUGACACCGCAUACCUCUGUAUCAGCCGCUUCAUCCUGUUGGAUUCCAUGCUUUUGUUCUUUACCGCCACCAGUCUGUUUACACUCACUGGCUUCCAUAACCAAAGAAAUCGUCCUUUCUCUCCUGAUUGGUGGUUGUGGUUGGCAAUGACAGGUUCCUCAUUGGGACUUGUGUCCAGUGUCAAAUGGGUUGGUCUGUUUGCUGUUGCUCUUGUGGGUGUUUAUACUAUCGAAGAUCUAUGGGAAAUGCUCGGUGAUCUACAAAUGCCUAAAUUGACUUACAUCAAGCAUUUUAUGGCCCGCGCCGCCUGUCUAAUUGUUCUCCCAAUGUGCAUUUACAUGCUAUCGUUUAAACUUCAUUUUCUUCUUUUGAGCGGUUCCGGUCCUGGAGAUGCUCAAAUGAGCUCCCUGUUCCAAGCUGGUUUACGAGGCAACACUCUUGGCAACAAUCCUGUCGACCUCGUGUAUGGUUCAAAAUUCACAUUGAAAAGUUAUGGCUAUGGUGGUGGUCUAUUGCACUCCCACGUCCAACGAUACCCUAGCGGGUCCGAACAACAGCAGAUCACUUGCUACCAUCAUAAGGAUGGAAAUAACGACUGGACAAUCACUAAAAAGAGAGUAGAUGGCGUCGUGCCACCCUAUGAAGAUGCACCUUUGGAGACUGUUAAGGAUGGUGAUGUUGUUCGUUUAGUUCACACUAUGACAAAGAGACAGCUUCACAGUCAUCCUAUCAAAGCACCUGUCACAACCUCGCAAUGGGAAGUCAGUGGUUACGGUGACGACGAAGUUGGUGACGACAAUGAUCACUGGAAAGUAGAAAUUGUCAAGGACCUUCAACAUAAUGAUCCCACCCACGUUAGAGCCCUCACGACACUUAUUCGCUUGCGACACUCUCAACUUGGUUGUCUUUUGACUGCCAAUAACGUAAAUCUACCACAGUGGGGUUUCAGACAAAUUGAAGUUGUUUGCGACAAGCGAAAUGAGACUGAUAAUCCUCACACAUGGUGGAAUAUUGAAAACCACGAAAAUGCGAGACUCCCUGCUCCUGAACCAAACACGUACAAGAGCAGCUUCUUGCAUGACUUCAAGCAUCUCAACGUUGCUAUGUGGACUUCCAACAAUGCUCUUGUUCCCGAUCCCGAUAAGGAGGAUGUACUUUCUUCACAGCCAACCGAAUGGCCAUUCACCACUGUUGGUCUUCGCAUGUGUGGUUGGAACGAUGAUGCCGUGAAGUUCUAUCUUAUUGGUAACCCGAUUGUUUGGUGGUCUUCAAUCUUUGCUAUCUUAGGAUCACUGGCUGCUUUUGCUGUUUACGUUAUUCGCAUGCAUCGCCAGAUCAGAGAUCUUGCACCUGCUGAAUGGAGCCGAUUCUACUAUGUUACCAAAACCCUUGUGCUUGGCUGGGGCUUCCACUAUAUGCCAUUCUUCAUUAUGGGACGUGUUACCUAUCUCCAUCACUACUUCCCCGCCGUUUACUUUGGUAUGCUACUGGUACCAUUUUUGGUCGACCACUUCACUGCUAAACUUAACAAGAGAACCCAGCUGUUUAUUUGGUCGGCGAUCUAUAUCUUGGUCAUUGGCGUCUUCCUUCACUUUGCUCCCAUGGCAUACGGAAUGGUUGGCCCUGCCGCCAACUACAGCAGCCGAAAAUGGCGCAAAAGCUGGAAUUUAUAUUAG